GAUACUAUUAAAAUAAGUAUAUAAAAACCAGUUAAAGUAUACACGAUGCAAUGGGUUUUGUGUUCCCAGUAGACGAAGAGUGAAUGCUUCUUCAACUUUAGCACCUCUUGGGCGGCAUCGAGGUGUAUCACAAAGCGAGCGCUCAUUUCGUGGAGGAAGAACAACAAUAUACAUGAGAAACAUCUGGUCAACGAAGUCAGCGGGAAUCGGAGUGCAGUACUAUGACUGACCGAGGAGCAGCUUCCUAACAGCAUACACAGCGCAGUGUUACUUGUCGUUAUUCUAUGUUGGGAUAAAUGACAAUCAACAACUCGUUGCUAUCCCAGAUACUGUUGCUGGAACUCUUCCUAUUUGCAAGUAUACCAGACCUAGCGGUCUCCAGCGCUUUAGAAGUUGCUCCAAGAGAGCUAUUUAAACAGGCAGGAUUGCUUGGGCCAACAUUUGGUUCUCAAAAGUGCGUUUUUGUGUUGGCAACCGGGCGGUCUGGUUCAACAGCGCUCAUGGACGCCCUGAAUCAGAUUCCCAACUACCUCAUUCGUGGAGAGCACUGGUCUGCUUUCUGGAACCUAUAUAGUGCUUACCUGCGACUGAAGGAGGUUAAGUUUGGCCCCGGGCAGGAGCUGUUUGAGUGGCCCAAACAUGCAAACGACGGCGCCUCGGAAAUAAAGCAGGCGUACGAGCGACAUGCGCCGAUAACACGGCUGCCGUUGUUUAGCGAAAUCAUGGACGAUCGCAUUAUGCUGGCGACGCGCAUGUACUACUCUGUGUUGUACGGACAUUACGGGGAAGGUACCGUGUCGGGUUUCAAGGAGAUCCGCUACGUGUGCGGGACGUACUUUGGCCACCGAGCCACGUGUACUGAAAACUUCCACGCCUUCACUCGUUUCCUGCGGGGCUUGUGCGGCGAGGUCAAGAUGAUUUUCAACACGCGCUACACACCCUCCCUGGAGCAGAACGCCAAGCUCUUCUACAUGGACAACACCACCGUCGGCCGCACCGCGAACACCUUCCAAGACGAGCUGGUGCAGACGCACGCGCUGUUCGAUGAAUACACCAAGAAUAACCCCGACCACGCGUUCCGAGUGUACCUGCGCGACAUGUACGACCCCAAGAGGAACUGGACGCUGGCUCAGAACCUGCUGCAGUUCCUGGGCGAGAAGCAAAACAUACCCAUCAGGUUCAACAGAAUGCCGGGCUGGCAGCCCGGCAGGUAGACAUGCUGACAUGCAGGCCGGCAGGCGAAGCAAUAGCAUAGAUGGGUAACGCGGGAGCAUCAGGGGCAGCCAAUAAAGGCUGGAAAGCGCUGCUCUCUGCGGCAAGCUGAGGUGAGACGUGUAGAGCGGUGGGCGAGGUGGCCUGGAGAGUGCGUAGGUAGCGUGUGUAGGGGGAUGAGGCAGUCCAGGUGAGCUAUGUAGGCUGGAGGAGGAUGAGGCAGUCCAGGUGAGCUAUGUAGGCUGGAGCACAGGAGCCUUGACGGGGUUGCACGGGUGUGGUGUGGUGUGGUGUUUUACUUUAUUGCACUGGUCGCAAAGAAGUGAAGAGGAGGCGGAUUGUGGGGGUUAUAUAUGCCAGCAGGGCGGUGGGGGACUGGGGGGAAACCCGGCAGGGCGGUGGGGGACUGGGGGUGCAUGCGCGUUCACGGUGUCAUGCCAUGGGUGUGAUGUGGUGCCAGAGAUUUAGACAGGCAUGUAGAAAUGAUGUGGCAGUUACCUCACAACGCCUCACAAUGCCUGUGAAAAGCGAGGAGGUGGUGUGGCAGGGUGGAGGAAGGGUGCACAAUGCAACUGUCUGCAAUACUGACGCUGCGCAACUGUGCAACCGAUGAAAACACAAAGGGUUUAACCAAUUCUGUUUAUGACUUUUCAAGUGGGUUAUUGAUAUACGACACGGACAAUGUAUGGGUACUGUAUGGCCGAAUGAGAACUGCUUGGCAAGUUAAAGUUGAUCGGAGAAGCUCGCGUUCCCGCACCGCAGCUAGAUAGCGGUCGUGGGGCAGCAGGCGGCUGAAAAAUGCCAAGUCCCUGGAGAGGACGGAGGGCCUAUGGAGAAAACGGUGUGUAGUACCAAGUGGCAAGCAGGUGAACGACAUGGAUGUAUGGGAUGACGGGAGCGUUGCGGCGUACAGGGGGUCGGGAG
This is a messenger RNA of Astrephomene gubernaculifera, 2136 nucleotides long. The record is from the annotation of a GenBank genome assembly. NCBI's taxonomy places the organism in Eukaryota, Viridiplantae, Chlorophyta, Chlorophyceae, Chlamydomonadales, Astrephomenaceae.